UCAGCAGGAAUGCCGCGGGAAUGCGUUUCCCUCCACAUAGGUCAGGCAGGAGUACAGAUUGGGAGAUCUUGUUGGGAGCUGUAUUGUUUGGAGCACGGUCUGGGGAAUGAUGGAACACUCAAAGAGGGGCAUGACUCAGAGUCUAGCGAUCUGACGACAUUGUACUCGGAGGCAUCAAACGGGAAAUAUGUGCCCAGAGCACUUUUUGUGGAUUUCGAACCAACCGUGGUGGACGAAAUAAGAAAUGGACCGUUUUCAAAACUAUACAAUCCUAGCAACAUGAUAACAGGAAUGGAGGAUUCGGCAGACAACUUUGCUCGAGGGUAUUACACGGAGGGAAGGAAGCAUAUCAACAAAGUGUCAGAUCAAAUGAGAAAGAUGAUAGAGGCAUGCGAAUCAGUUCAGGGAUUUCUAAUGUUCAGAUCGUUCGGCGGCGGUACAGGGUCGGGUUUUACUUCACUUCUAGUCGAGGAGCUCUGCACAAACUAUGGGAAGAAAAUAAAACUGGAGUACGCUAUCUACCCUUCACCUACGGUGUCUACAUCCAUAGUAGAGCCAUACAACAGUAUCCUUACUCCCCACCAAACUGACGUGUGCUUCAUGAUGGAUAACGAGGCUAUCUUUGAUAUAUGCCAGAAGAAGAUUGAUAUUGAGUGGCCUACGUAUGAUAACCUGAACAGACUUAUCAGCCAGGUAGUGAGCAGCAUAACUGCUAGUCUGCGGUUUAAAGGGUCCCUGAACGUGGACCUGAACGAGUUCCAGACUAACCUGGUACCCUACCCCCGCAUACAUUUCCCUUUAAUUAAUAUGAGUCCCCUCAUAUCACGUGAACGCAUAAACCACCAGAGUUACACAACGGGUGAGGUUACAAGCGAGGUGUUCGAGGAAAGCAGUCAGAUGGUCAAGUGCAACCAAAAGCGAGGAAUGUUCAUGGCUUGCUGCCUACUAUUUAGAGGAGACUUCAAUACAACCCACAUUAAUUCCGCUAUUACAAACAUCAAGUGCAGAAAAGAUAUACACUUCGUCGACUGGAUACCCACUGGCUUCAAGAUUGGAUUGAAUGGAUCUGCCCCCAUGGUUUUCCCUGACGACGAGCUUGCCCAGGUGACUAGAUCGUGCACUAUGCUAAGCAAUUCAACAGCAGUAAAGGAAGCGUGGGAACGACUACAUGACAAGUUCAAGAGCAUGUACAAUAGACGAGCGUUCGUCCAUUGGUAUGUAGGGGAGGGUAUGGAAGAGUCAGAGUUCACAGUUGCCGAAGAAAGCAUUACGGAACUUAUUAAUGAAUACGAAGAACUGAGUACUGCGUGUGAAGAGGGUGGCGAUGAUAGUUAUUAA
Molecule: messenger RNA, 1338 nt
Organism: Bolinopsis microptera
Lineage: Eukaryota; Metazoa; Ctenophora; Tentaculata; Lobata; Bolinopsidae
Product: tubulin alpha-2 chain-like
Exons: 12
Coding region: 10-1338 (442 amino acids)
Biological process (GO): microtubule cytoskeleton organization; mitotic cell cycle
Cellular component (GO): cytoplasm; microtubule
Molecular function (GO): GTP binding; structural constituent of cytoskeleton
Source: RefSeq, a predicted model, not a curated record